This is a messenger RNA of Balearica regulorum gibbericeps (East African grey crowned-crane), 1006 nucleotides long. Lineage: Eukaryota; Metazoa; Chordata; Aves; Gruiformes; Gruidae. The record is from RefSeq and is a predicted model, not a curated record.
AUGGUUCACGUCAAUGUGUUGAAAAAAAUCAUGUGUGUUCUUGUGGUGAUACUGGUAGCUCUGACCGUUUGCCUGUGGAGAGAGACGAGAAGAAGCUACUACGUUCCUUUCAAGACGGAGGGCGAUGAUUCGCAGGUUCACAGGACUUCGGAAAAAUGGAACCCACUUAAAUCGCAGGAGCUUUUCCAUGAAGCAGCCAGUGAAUUGGGUCAGAUACCCAAAACUUGGUUUAGUAACCACAACAAAGUAAAAGGCAGCACCUCUAGAACGGCUGAAAAGUCCAAGAGGGCAGCACACUCUGUGAAGGUAUGGGAUAAGGACAGUUCAUCCAGAAAUCUCAUACCUAGGCUGCAGAAAGUCAGAAGAAACUACCUGUCCAUGAACAAGUACAAUGUGACUUACAACGGGAAGAGGAAUGCUGCUAAACUCAGCCCGGAGAAGCUGCUCUGCCAGCUGCAGAACAGGGUGAACGUGACCAUGAUACAGGGAUCGGAUGGUCCUUUUGAUACAUCUGAAUGGCAGCAAUACCUACCAGGGAAAAGCCUCAAUGAAACAGUGGGCCGCCUGGGUCGCUGUGCUGUUGUGUCCUCAGCAGGGUCUAUGAAAUCAUCUCAUUUGGGACAAGAGAUAGACAGCCACGAUGCCGUCUUGCGAUUCAAUGGGGCUCCUAUCAAGGGGUUUCAAGAAGAUGUGGGGCAAAAGACAACAAUUCGUCUUGUGAACUCCCAGCUUGUGACUGUGGAGGAGCAGCAGUUCCUGAGGGAAGCACUAUAUAACACUGGAAUCUUAAUUGUCUGGGACCCAGCACCCUAUCAUGCAGAAAUUCAUGAGUGGUACAGAAAACCAGACUACAACUUUUUUGAAAGCUAUAAGUCGUAUCGCAGCACACAUCCAGAGCAGCCCUUCUAUAUCCUGAAUCCAAAAAUGCAGUGGCAACUCUGGGAUAUUCUGCAGGAGAAUUCCUUGGAGCAUAUUCAGCCUAAUCCACCGUCGUCAGGAAUGCUUG